AUGGAUAAAGGAGCAGCAGCAGUAACAGCAGCAGCAGAAGCAGCAUCUGCUGCUGCUGCUGCUCCGAAUGCAGCCACGUGGAGCGAUGGGGAUGCGGAGCAACAGCAGCAGCAGCAGCAGCUUCAGCAAGACAUAGCAGCUGCUGAGCAGCAGCUCGCAGAGCUGCAGCAGCAGCAGAAGACGCUGCAGGAGCUGCUGCAGCAAUGCGACGGAGAGGCAGAGAGGAGCGAGGUGGCGGAAGCUGCAGCAGCAACAGCAGCCGCAGCAGCAGACACAGCAGCAGCACUGGAGCUCAUGAAGACUUCGCUGCUUGAAUCGCGCCGGCUGCAAGUGCAGAAACAGCUGCUGCAGAUGCAGCAGGAAGAGCAGCAGCAACAGCAGCAGCAGCAGCACGAGCAGCAGCAGCAGCAACAGCAGCAAGAUGACGCUGAAGGCAGCAGCAGCGACUCGGCUAUGAGCGUCUCCGACGGCAGUUUAAGCAGCGGCGCCUCUGACUGGGGCUCAAGCAGCAGCAGCAGCAGCAGCAACAGCAGCAGCAGCAGAAGCAGGCAAGAAGGCAGCCUCUGCGUCUUUACCCCGCUGCAGAGAAGCGAUGAGGCGGGGCUGCAGUACGGCAGAGUUCGAGCAGUGGUACGCAGCACCCCGCUGCUGCAGCGGCUGCUGCUGGGCAGCAGCAGCAACAGCAGCAGCAGCAGCAGCAGCAGCGACAGUGAUUUCGCUGCUCUGUGUGACGCAUUACCAUCGGGGGGCUGCGAACUCCGCACAGCGUUGCUGAUCCAGCAGCAGCAGCAACAGCAGCAGCAGCAAGAGCAGCAGCAGCAGCAAGAGCAGCAGCAGGAGCCUCUGUUGCUGGUGGUGCCGGCCUGCCCAAUGGAGAUUUGCGAGGCGCCGUGCUGCCACAUUGCAGGUGCAACUGCUGCUGCUGCUGCUGCGUUUCAAGCUGCAGCAGAAGCUGCUGCACAGCAGCAGCAGCAGCAGCAGCCGGAGCAGCACGUUGAGUGUAUGGCUCGACGCGAAGCGGCAGCUGCAGCGGGGCUGCACCUGGAAGCCGAUGGCUUAGCAGCAGCAGCAGCGGCAGCAGCAGCAGGUGGUGGUGGCGUUAUGUCGCUGCAGCAGCUUGCUGCUGCUUGUACAUACGGAUCGCAGUGCCGCUGGGCUCACGGCUUGCUGCUGCCUGCUGCUGCUGUUACUCUUGUGCGGUUCUCACCCCGAAGAAGCAUCGAGCUGCAGCAGCAACUGCAGCAGCAGCAGCAGCAACCGCAACUGCAGCAGGAGCAGCAGCAGCAGCAAGGUGCGCUAGUGCGCGGAAGCCAAGUCCUUGUACGGGUGCGGAAGCAGCAGUGGCAGCAAGGCACCCUGCGGCUGCUGCUGCGCAAGAGGAAGCAUGCAGCGAGAGCAGCAGCAGAUGAUGAUGAUGCUGCUGCUCUCGCUGCAGCAGUCUUGCCUCUCUCUGGGGCUGCUGCGCGGAAGCAGCAGCAGCAGCAGCAAACGCAGCAGCAGCAGCAGUAUACGUGGUUUGCUCGCGUGCAAUUGGAUAGCAGCAACAGCAGCAGCAACAGCAGCAGCAACAGCAGCAGCAACAGCAGCAGCAACACCGCUGACACUAGAGGGAGAAUAUACCUCUGUAGGGCGCAGCACUUGCUGCCUGCUUUGCAGCAGCAGCAGCAACAACAGCAGCAGCAGCAGGCAGACGCUUCUGCUGAGGCACCGCGUCAUAAAUCGCUUCGCAUCCGCAGCAACAGCAGCAACAGCAGCAACAGCAGCAGCAGCAGCAGCAGCGAGUCAGAUGUUGCUGUUGAGAUGGAAGUGAGCGACGGGGAGAUAUCGGAGGCAGAGCAGCAGCAGCAGCAGCAAAAGGUGCAGCGGCUGCAGCAGUUGUUGGGGAAGACAGCAGCAGCAGCAGCAGCAGAAAUGCUGCGGCGGCUGCCUCGGUGCGCGAAGAGCAGCUGGUGGCGGCCCUUGCGCAGCACAGAGCGUGCAGCAAACAGCAGCAACAGCAGCAACAACAGCAGCAGCAGCAGCAGCAGCAGCAGCAUGAGCUGCUGCCCCCUCAGCAGCAGCAAGUACUUCGGUGUGUGGAUGCUGUACUCCAGCGGUGUGGGGCUUCGAAUAAUGCAGCGCAGCGGCUACAAGGCAGGGGAGUGUAUAGGAAAGAGGCAGAGGCAGCAGCAGCAGCAGCAGCAGCAGGGAGAGCAGCAGGCAGUACUGCUGAAUCCGUUACCCAUUGAGAUCUUGCCUUCAGGUUAUUCUUUGGAUUACAUUCGGUGCCCCCGCGUGAAGCGCGCAGCAGCAGCAAAAGCAGCAGCAGCAGCUGCUGCUGCUGUUGCUGCAGAGGAGGGAGAUGGGGCCUUCCGGCUUAUUCGCGGGUUUGGGCAGCCUGCUGCUGCUGCUGCUGCUGCUGCUGCUGAUGAGCGUGAGAAGCAGCAACAGCAGCAAGACCUGCAGUUGCAGCAGCAGCUGCACAAGAAGUACAAGAAGGCAGACGAGCAGCAGAUGCGGCGGGAGCUGCUGCAGCUGCAGCAGCAGCAGCAGCAAGUGCAGCAGCAGCUGGAAGCUGCUGCUGCGAAUUGUAGAAGACACCAAGGCACCGCUACACAAGGCCAUAGGGUGCAUGAGCACUAUCAGCAGCAGCACGCGCUGCUGCUGCAGCAGCAGCGAGAGCUGCAGCAGCAGCAAAAGAUGCUGGAGCGGAUGCUGCCGACGAAGAAGACAAACAAACUGUCGAAGAUAUUUUAA
Molecule: messenger RNA, 2736 nt
Organism: Eimeria acervulina
Lineage: Eukaryota; Apicomplexa; Conoidasida; Eucoccidiorida; Eimeriidae
Exons: 2
Coding region: 1-2736 (911 amino acids)
Cellular component (GO): nucleoplasm; nucleolus
Source: RefSeq, a predicted model, not a curated record